AUGCACCAACAUCUUGCAUGGGUUCUAAGUGAACAAGAUUUCAUAGUUUGUGAUAGAAAAACUUCUCUGCAAGCAACUAAAACCCAACAACUAUGCACUGAAAAACAACAACAAAAGUUUGACAAACUCUCCAACGCGCAAACCACACAACCAGCAGUCAACACGAUCGACCUAACAAAAGCCGUUGUAAAUUUGUCAAACACUACACUGAGUGCAGCAGCGAUAAGCAUUCUUAGCAAAGGGUUGAACUUUGCACCCACUCCUCGACGUGUGCCCAUCGAAAGUCUGAUUGGAAGUGUGGAAGAAUGUAUUGCUCGCAACAAAUUCAACAGCAUCGACACUGAAACAAUACGACAAGACAUAGCGGUCAUGGUAAGGCGAACAAAAAUACCAUCGGCAAGCAAUGUAAGUAGAGAUGAAAUGUUAGCUUUGAAUGAAUUGCGCAGAGAAGAAAACAUACUCAUUCUAUCUGCUGAUAAAGAAAAUGAAGAAAUGAUGGUGAGUUUUGUUGUUGAGUCACUUUUUACGAAUGUGCCAGUGCAGGAAGUUCUUGUCAUCAUCCGUGAGCUUAUCUCAACCGCCGGCAUCAAUGAAAACUAUUUGCCUCUUUUGGAUUUCUGUCUCUCUUCGGGCUAUUUCUGCUUCAACGGACAAUUUUAUUUGCAAAAAGAUGGCGUCGCUAUGGGCUUGCCCUUAGCUCCAUUGAUUGUAGAUAUUUGGAUGGAGAAUUUCAAGAAAAAAGCUCUGAACAGUUCUAUAGAAAAACCAAGAGUCUGGCUGAGAUAUGUGGAUGACACUUUCUGCAUUCUCAAAAAUUCCGCCAUUUUGAAUUUUCUAGAACACCUCAACUCACUACAUCCAAAAAUAAAAUUUACAAUGGAAAAAGAAAAAGAAGGUUCCAUUGCAUUUUUGGACGUAAAAGUGAUGCGCAACCAAAAUGGCUCCUUAGGACACACGGUUUACCGAAAAAGCACCCACACUAACCGAUAUCUUCAUGCUGACUCCCACCACCAUCCAGCAAAUUUGAGAUCCGUCGUUUCCACACUUUUUCAACGUGCUCAGAGAAUUUGUGACAGCGAUCAUCUCAGCACAGAACUUUUGUUGUUGGACGAAGUCCUAGAAGCGAAUGGCUAUAGUAAAAAGCAAAGAUCGUGGAAGCCAUUUUCGUCACAGGAAAAGAAAGAGAGCCAACUCGACAAAAAAGCUUUCCUGCCUUAUGUAAAGGGUGUAACCGACAGAGUGGGAAAAAUCUUAAAGAGAUAUGGUGUAAAAUCCAUAUUUUUACCACCCAAAAAGGUGAUAACUUACCUAAAAUCACCAAAAGAUCAAUUUCCCCUCGAAACACCCGGAGUGUAUGCAGUACCAUGCAGCUGUGGUUCUUCAUAUGUUGGACAGACUCAGAGGAGUAUUGCUACACGCCUGAAAGAGCACAUUAGCGCUGUUAGCAAAAAACAAAGGGAAAAGUCUGCCAUAUGUGAGCAUAUACUUGAUCAUCCAGAUGAACACCACUGGAUCCAUUUCGAUCAAGCCAAGGUUCUAGCAAAAGAGCCUCACUAUAUACCGCGCCUGGUUCGUGAAGCGAUUGAAAUAAAACGACACCAAAAUUUCAAUCGGGACGACAGUUUUAAGCUUUCUCGUACGUGGGACCCUUUAAUUAACUCGUCACGGUCUAUACAAUUGCCGCUUCACACCAACAAGGAUACAGUGAGUACGGUUUGCUCCCAACUUGCAAGCCUACAACAAAACACGGAACCUCCUACGCCCCGCUACAACUUGCGUAGCCAAAAUCGCUUAUAA
Molecule: messenger RNA, 1797 nt
Organism: Episyrphus balteatus (marmalade hoverfly)
Lineage: Eukaryota; Metazoa; Arthropoda; Insecta; Diptera; Syrphidae
Exons: 2
Coding region: 1-1797 (598 amino acids)
Source: RefSeq, a predicted model, not a curated record